ACGACCCUGACCAAGUUCCAGGAGGCGAAUCAACAGCGGCGGAGAAGUUUUGAGAGGAAACCCCAGACUUGCUUCUUAGCGUUUGAGGGACCGCAAAGCAUUGAGCGACACCGGCCGAAGCAGGCCCUCACCAUGGACGACCUGGUGUCCCCCAUGAAGCUCAGCAAGCACUUUCUCUCUAAGCGGUGGUGGAAUGAUGACACGGUAGCCCCACAGAAGGCAUCCAUUUUGGACUGAAAGUUCAUCUCGUCGAACCAGAUACGGCUUGAAAAAGGGUGUCAUCUCUCCUCUCCUACCCCGUGUGAUGAUAACAACAACCUUGGACAAAACGGGGUCAGUGCGCGUAUAUUUUUUCACGUGAACCGAGGUGAGUGGAGCAGCUGUCACCUCCUGGAAGUAAAAUAUAUCAGCCUGCGCAGGCUCAGCAUGUGUGACAGGUAAAGGAAGCCUAGAGAGCCCGUCAACAUUUUGAUGCUGGUCUGACUUCCUAUACUUGAUGACAUACUGAUGGGCAGACAACAGCAGAGGCCAUCGUUCCAUACGGCUGGAUGCCAGCGAUGGAAUGCCCCUAUGAGACCCAAAAAUAGAGAUGCGUUACUGGCUGACCUGGAAUCGACCACUUCCCACAUUUCAAAGCGACCAGUGUUUUUGCCAGACGAGACCCCCUACUCCAUCCCCACCAGUGGAAAUUAUUACCAGGAUCAAUCACUUCCGCCUCCAGUCCCUCCUCCGCCCUCAGCCGAGGCUCUGAAUGGUUCGCUGAAAGACCACUCCCAUCACUCCUCUCAGCAGUCUUUAGAUUCAGCCCAGAAGACCUCAUGUUCGAGGGAUAGUAGCAGCUCUCCGUCUCAUAUUGAAGAGGACCACGUCUAUAGCUUUCCAAACAAACAAAAAACAUCAGACUCGUCGACAGAAGCCAUGACCUCUGCCCUGGGCAGCAACUUGUCGGAGCUUGACAGACUGCUGCUGGAGCUUAAUGCGGUUCAACAGAGCUCCCCUUCAUUCCCAACUACAGAAGAGAGGCCUCCACCUCUGCCAUCCACCAGCAUCACUCACUAUGAGAAUGGCAAUGCCCCUCAUAUCAGGGUUAGCCCUCCCCCUCAGGAGGAGCCCAAGCGGAAUGGAACAAGGCAGGAUGAGGUCCGGCCCAAAGUGGAGAGUCUUUUAGACGAGCUGGAGGGUUCAGUGCCUUCAACCAGCCCUUCCCCUCGCCUCAGUGAUUUGGACAGCCCCUCUCAACAGCAAGCACGGAUUUCAGCUUCAUGUGCCACAAGAGAGUUAGAUGAGCUGAUGGCCUCUUUGUCUGACUUCAAGAUGGCUCAAGGGAAAGGAGGUGCUAUUGGCGGUCCACAGACACAGGUCAAUAAGCUGGACAACAUGCUUGGGAGCCUGCAGUCGGACCUCAACAAACUGGGUGUGCAGACCGUAGCUAAAGGAGUUUGUGGUGCCUGCUUCAAGCCAAUUGUGGGCCAGUUGGUGACUGCAAUGGGCCGCACGUGGCAUCCUGAACACUUUGUUUGCACACACUGUCAAGAGGAGAUAGGUUCCAGAAACUUUUUUGAGCGGGAAGGACAGCCGUACUGUGAGAGGGACUACCAUAACUUGUUCUCCCCUCGAUGCCACUACUGCAAUGGGCCCAUACUAAAUCAAGUUGUAACAGCGCUGGAUCGAACAUGGCACCCUGAACACUUCUUCUGUGCUCAGUGUGGGUGCUUCUUUGACCCAGAUGGGUUUCACGAAAAGGACGGCAAGGCUUACUGUAGGAAGGAUUACUUUGACAUGUUUGCACCAAAGUGUGGUGGUUGUGCUAGAGCCAUUGUGGAGAACUACAUCUCAGCCCUCAACUCGCUUUGGCACCCUGAGUGUUUUGUUUGCAGGGAAUGUUUCACCCCAUUUGUCAAUGGAAGUUUCUUUGAGCAUGACGGCCAGCCCUACUGUGAAGUCCACUACCAUGAGCGCCGGGGUUCUCUGUGCUCUGGCUGCCAGAAACCAAUCACCGGUCGCUGUAUCACUGCCAUGUCAAAGAAGUUCCACCCGGAACACUUUGUCUGUGCCUUCUGCCUCAAGCAACUCAACAAAGGCACCUUUAAAGAACAAAACGACAAACCCUACUGUCAUGGCUGCUUUGUGAAGCUUUUUAGUUAAGGAGAGUGGCAUCUGGUACUGCACGUGUACGAGUACUGCACAGAAAAGUGUCCUUAGCACAAAGGACACAAGUAUGGUGUAAUUCUAAGGUUGUAACCUUUUGAAAGUCUGUAUGGUUUCCAUACCAUGCAUAGGCUAAAUUGCAUUCAUCCUGUUUGGGAAUGAGUCUAGUAACCGUUUUAGAUUUACCCAACAUUUAAUAACCAUGGAAAUCAAGGUUGAAAUAACAGUUGCAUGUUUUGAAUUAGGACUUCAGCUUUCCUAAUAUUUUGUUUUCUUUCCUUUAAAUUUUGAUAGUUCAUUUACUUAUCAGGUGGCAGUGAAAGACAGAAGACUGAAGAAAUGAUAAAAAUAUAAAUUUGGAAUAUUCUCACUGGUUGAGUAUGUCCUUUUUAGAAAUAAUUUUAAAAAAAGUUCAAUCAGACAGUUAUAGCAGGGAGCAGGUGACCUGUUAUUGCAUCAUUACAAAUAACUGACUUUCAGCCAGCUGAUAAUGUUUUAGUGUUUAUAUCAUGUUUGAUAAGGCAGACACAUUCAUGUAAGUGAAACGUCAACUGGAAGUUGGCAGAGUGAGCAAUUGGUUAUUUUGUGGUGUGUGAAGAUGUUUUGUCUUUCGCUCUUUGUGGAUUUAUUCAACCAGCCAAACAGUUUAAAGCUAAUUUGUUUAUACCAGCAUGUUGAAAAAAUGAAUUUGAUGUACACAAGUCAGAUAUUCUAAGAGUAAAAAGAACACGUUUCUAAAAUUUGGCUGUGGAAAUCUUUUGUCAUUGAAUAAUUCCAGUAGAUGCAGCUGUCAUGAGUUAGUGGAAUGUGAAAGCAUACACGUAAUGCAUCUUGAAUUUCUAAAUGUUUCACCACCAAAUCAUUCCUUGUUUUUACUGAUGAAAAUAAACACUCAGUUCCAUCAUUAAUAUCAUCAAAGUGAAACCUUUCACAGAUAUUGGGAAUUUGUAGUGUUUCCUGGUGUCUCCACAAGAGUUAUUCAAACGUGUAUUUUGUGAACAUGCAACUUUAGGAAUCCUUACCAAGGAUAUGUUUGAUAACCACUCCCUACAAAGAUGGUGACUAUUGUUGUGGUUUCUAUAUCAGCAUCUUUGGUCAAUAAAGGAAAGUUUGCGGCAUUGUGUUAUCAAAACAAACUUGUAUGCGCAGUUUUUUCUUCAUUAGUCAGUAUGAGUUAUUAAGGAUGUUGGCAAUGGGUCCUCUGCGCAAGCAUCUACUGUAAGACCACCAGGGUGGGUUUAAAGUACAGUACAUUAUAGAAUGAAAUCUUUGCUCUCCCUCCCAAGAAUUCAUGUAACAAAUGUCAACUAUUGGUCAGUAUUUUGUUAGUUAUUUAACCAACAUAAUGCUUCCUUUUUUUGUUUCCAAUUUUCAUCU
Messenger RNA from Phycodurus eques (leafy seadragon), 3525 nucleotides. RefSeq names its product paxillin b (gene pxnb). Gene Ontology annotation, biological process: muscle structure development; actin cytoskeleton organization. Gene Ontology annotation, molecular function: actin binding; muscle alpha-actinin binding. The record is from RefSeq and is a predicted model, not a curated record. Gene Ontology annotation, cellular component: stress fiber; adherens junction; filamentous actin. The coding region runs from base 508 to 2145 and encodes 545 amino acids. NCBI's taxonomy places the organism in Eukaryota, Metazoa, Chordata, Actinopteri, Syngnathiformes, Syngnathidae. The transcript is spliced from 12 exons.